Molecule: messenger RNA, 5461 nt
Organism: Halichondria panicea
Lineage: Eukaryota; Metazoa; Porifera; Demospongiae; Suberitida; Halichondriidae
Exons: 6
Coding region: 168-1415 (415 amino acids)
Source: RefSeq, a predicted model, not a curated record
GAUAUUUUGCACACUACCUGUACCAGCUCUACCGUCUCAGCCCAGCUCUACCGUCUCACUCUACCAUCUCUCUCAACCUGUACCAGCUCUACCGUCUCAGCCCAGCUCUACUGUCUCACUCUACCAUCUCUCUCAACAAUCCAGUCGUGAUUAGGCUAUCACUAUUAAUGUCUGAUAAGAAUGGAAAAGGAAAAAAAAUCAGAAAGAGUAGACGAAGUACCAGACAAAAGUCAAACGAAGAAGAGCCAGGGCCAUCAAAACGUCUUUGUAUAGACAAAGGAAUACAAGUAUCUCCAUCCAAACUACAGGAACUACCGGUUGGACGGAUAACUACAUCAUUUCUACUUGCUGUUGGGCCUUGCCCAUUUUUACAUCAAUGUAGUUUACCAUCCAAAGAAAUAUAUAUGAAAGACGAAAUAAGACGUUUAGGUAUUCCCCUACCUUUCGAACUGCCUAGUGGAUGCUUCAGAAAUGUAAUUUGGUGUCCAAAUGUAAUCAUAUACGGGUUUAUUUACGACACUACAGCUGGCUGUCGGGACACAUCUAGUACAUGUCACAAACAAAUAUGUCAAACUACUGUAGACUUAAUUGAACCAUCAGACUUAAUUGAAGAAAACAACCUGCUGACUAAUUUCAACCCUGUGGGAAAGUACUUAUUCCCAUCUAUCCGAUUCGAUUAUGUACCUUCCCCCAACGGCGUUUGUAUAGCAGCAUCAACUCAUUUUGAAAAACAAUCUUUAGCGAAUCCUUUUUUGUGUCGGAAAAGACUGACAACGGAAACCGAACGAACAGCUAUAUUGUUAGAUGAGCUGAAGAAGGUACCAUAUGUAAAACACAACAAUAUUCAUCUAUCACUAUCAACAGAGUUUUUUAAAGAAAUGAGAUUAGAUGUCUGCCCGUUCACGGGAGGGGGGGACAUAUUCAUUAACAAAGACGUCUUAUCAAACCAUACUGGUGUAUGCCUCUUUAGAGAGCUAGACGAUACAGACUUUGACAGCUCACGCCCUGACAGCCCCACUUCUGACCCUUCUCAAAGCUUCCGUCGACCAAGUAUCAUUGAAUGUAAGGUGGGCAGCAGCAGCUCACAAAGCCCACACGAAAUUGAGCUAGAGUUAAAGGCAAAUAUGAUGCUCGUGUUGUGUCAUCAAUUUUAUAAUGUGUUGGCAAACACGAUUGAUUCAGAUUCAGAUGGGACGAGUAUGAGGCUAAAAGAUAUUACUACCCUGACAGCGUAUGGGAUGACGUUGGGAUCUUCCACAGAUUUAGAUGUUUUGAAACUACAACUGAAUUUCAAAGACAAUACAUUCCUGUACACACGAAGGUUUAGGUACCCUCAAUGCCCCGCGAUUGGUCACUUCUCAAAUGGGGCAUUGUCAUAUAUAAUCCGAAGGAUAUCGAAAUACAAACAAAAAUGAACUUAUUUUUUGUUUGUCUAGGAUGUGCCAAAUUUAUGCAUAAUGUCUGUGUCUGUAUAAUGUCUUUUGCUUAGCACCUUUGUCUGUCUGUCUUUUGCUUUGCACCUUUGUCUCUCUGUAUAAUGUCUUUUUUUAAUUGCAAAAUAAUGAGAGAAAAAACAACAUGUAUAUACAGACAGGUGGUGGAUCAGUCCCAUGAGGCUAGGCAGACCACUCCCCUGCAAGUGAUCUGACAUUCCCUUGAAUCGAGGCCAUAGGCCUAGGUGGACAGUGGGGGGUCAGAGGUUAAUUGUGUAUCUACUUUCUUACAAGUGCAACCAAUUAACGUACUACACUGACCAGUUCUACCGUCUCAACCCAACCUGCACUACCAUCUCAACCCUACAAUGGCCAACGUAACUCCCCCAAAGAAGACGUUCUUCUUUGAAGUUAGCAAAGAGGGCCAUGGAGUGGGAGAGAAUACUUUUCAUUCGGAAAUGGAAAAAUAUUAUCUGGUAAGCUAUAGUACACCUAAACACUAGCCCCCGGCCAGAGGAGGUACGCCAAUGUCAGUCACUAAUUAAAACAUCACGUGGGCUUAUGUUUUGGGUGCUUCUUGGUACAACUAUUCCUUGCAUUACAUCAUAUAGACUAUAUUACAUCAUAAGCCUAGUGUUUAGAUAAUGUCGGUAACACGGGUAAGGUAGGUAACAUGGGUAAUGUAGGUAACAGGGGUAAUGUAGGUAAUGUAGGUAGGUAACAUGGGUAAUGUACAUGUAGGUAACACAUUAUAAUUAGUAAUUAAGUAGGUGUUACAGUCAUUAUAAUUAGUGUGCAAUUGCUGGGAAAUCAGCAAACAUGCUGGUUACAUCAUAGAUUGAAGAGUUCAAUCUAUGGUUAUAUUAAUUUAAUUUGAUGGCGACUAUAGUUACUUUGAUCUCUUUAUAAACGAAAACGAGUAAGUCGGUGCUCUUUGUCACUAUAAGGAGAGUAUCGUUUCAAAUUGUGUUCAUCACAUUAUUGCAUUAUUGCAACCGCUAAUUAUUACCACUGUUACAAAAUACCUACCUAUAUAAUGCGUAGCUAUGUACAUGCAUUACUGCAUCUAAUUAACUGCAUUACCUAUAAUACAUUAUAUACCCGUGUUACCUACAUUACCUAUGUUACCUACGUUACCUACAUUACCUGUGUUACCUACAUUACCUACAUUACCAGUGUUACCUACAUUACCAGUGUUACCUACAUUACCUACAUUACUAGUGUUACCUACAUUACCUACCUUACCAGUGUUACCUACAUUACCUACCUUACCAGCAUUACCUACAUUACCAGCAUUACCUACAUUAUCCGUGUUACCUACAUUACCAGCAUUACCUACCUUACCAGCAUUACCUGUGUUACCUACAUUACCCGUGUUACCUACAGUUCAUUUAGUCUAGAGAGUAGAUUACCACAAAUGUGUGAGUAGUUGUACUUAAAUGUAAAUAUCUUUUGAUUGAAGUAUUUCUAAGAAAUGGUGUUGAUACCCGUGUGUAAAUGAAUGACUGAACUACAACAUAUCCAAAAAUGUUUCCAUGGAAACAUAAGGUGGUGGGUUUGUGGUGAUUAAUAGAACAACAGCAAAUUGUUAUAGUGGGUAAUUGGUUAGAGUAAUAAAACAGUAAUCUUGUACAGCUAAGGUCCUAGACUUCAUCACGUAAUUGUUCAAUGGUUUAAGUAUCCUGGCCAUCCCUUUAUGGGUGUUACAAAUGUUCACAGUGUUUAUAAUUCAUGAUUUACUGGUUUUCAGGUACACUUUUGGUUAGAGUAAUAACUUUUGAAAAAUUAAUAGCUUAGCUUUCAAAUUUCUGUAGUAAGUUUACAGAUAAAUGGGCUACAUUUUGAUACCAAGAACAUCCUAUAUGCUUAUAGUAUAUAGAAAGUAGCUCUUUGUAUGACUUUGUCAAGAUAUUUUUGUGAUAAAUCAGUAUUUACGGGAACAAAUAUCCAAUAAUGUUGCGGGUCUCUCACUCAAACAGGGGGGUUGGGGCGGCGUCUAUAUAUAAAUUUAUAAUUUAUAAUUUCUCAAACAGGAAAAUGACCAGUUCUGGAAUACACGCAACCGUUUACCGUAUAGCUGGUUAUUUUCGAGGAUUGGCCCAGAAACACAAACAUUUAGUGCCUCGAAAAUUGGUUUACAUCCGGUAUUGAGCCUUUCUACUAUAGGGGUGUGGUCAAUUGAACAUCUAUCCUCGAAAUGCCAAUCCGCGAACAUUUAGUGCCUCGAAAAUAACCUGCUAUACGGUGGAAACUUUGAUUGAAGGUUCUAGCCCAUCUGAUAGCUACUAGAAAGAUCAGUGCUCCUCGUAUGAGCCUAGAGUUGUGAUGGCGAUUAUCUCUCCUCUCUUCAUUUCUAAUACCGUACAGCGCGAAAUUUUCAAGGCACUUAUAUUCCGUGGAUUGGCCUCUAAAAGUAUUUCGUUGCACAAGUUCGCAGAAUGACUGCUUACCAGAAGCCAUGCCUUUACGUCAUACAUGACUUGUAACAGGUAAUUCUACUUCGUGGACUUAAUUUUCGGCUAACCCACGAAAUCCGCGAAAUUUUCGUGCUAUACGGUAGUUUAAUCUAGCCUCGUUCCCUGGCCUUACUUUUUCUUGCUGUUGUCACUGUUCAUCCAUGAAAGACAUAGUGCUAGUGAGGCAGCAAAGAAAGAAAUGGGCGUACAGUUAAGAAAAAGUAAGGCCUGGUUUGGGAAAUCGCGUGAUCCACAAGGAUUUUUAUGAACGUGGGCGAUAUGUAGCCCACAAUCGUGACGUAAGGUAUUCUCCCACGCAUUCAGAGUUAAUAAGACUGUACUGAGACAACCACCAAGCUGUGCUGCAAGUCAGAUCAGAGAACCAGCGUGGCCAGCUCUGGUGGCAGUAGCUACCUGCUAUAUAUGAUAAUGAUGACUAACUUAAGCUAUUCUUGAUCUAUACUAGCAUGUAGAAAGACACAAGAAAAGGUAAUAGUCUGAUAGAAUCUGAACACACAAUCUAGACUAGUAGAUCAUCUAGCUAAGCCUAAGGUAUAUAGCUAGCUAUAGUGCUUGCAAACUUCCAGUUCCAAGUCCAUGUCCAGCUUGCAUGCUGCAGGCAAAGUUUUAUUAGUCAUAGAUAUCUGUGUGGGCAGUCCAACAUCUCUAGCUCAGCAUGCCCACGCUCAUUUUCACCCUUCUACCACCCUUCUACCCUCACGCGACUUCCCGAUACAGGCUCUCCUUUUCCUAACUCUACGUCUAUUUCUUUCUUUAUUCCUCUAAUUAACUACCGUAUUUUAUCUCAUUGAACGAUUAAGACAGUAUUUUAUCUUAUUGAACGAUUGUGAUAAAGAACAGAAAAAGGAGAGCCUGUGUAGAGGCUAAGUUUAAUCAACCACGUUGGUAACCAUAAGUACUAAAAACUUUACUACUGUAGCAGUUAAUUUUCGUUGGGUAAAGAAUUCGAAAAAAUUGAACGUGAACGGUGCAUGGUUGGUUACCAGGCCUUCCUCUAGUGAGAGGGACUGCGAUCGAGGCUAGUGAGAAUGUAGCUGCACUUGAACAUGUAUGUGUAGCCUAAAAGUAUUCCUUCCGUUUGUGUCUCUAUGAGCACACUAGCUGGUGCAAGAGACCUUACAGUUAACGAACACACCAACAAAACAAUGGGCAACUUCAUUGUUCUUAAACAUUUCUUUUGAGCGUUAAUACAGUGAGUGAAGACGAUUAUGAGAAUGCAAUGUGACUGUGUGUUUAUUUCCUGCAGUGUCCCGUGGUGAUGUGAGCGGGGUUAUAUGGCUACUGGCGAUACCUCGAGAAAAAAAAGCGAGAUGAAGGCCGUACCUCAAAGGUGUCUUGGAAACCGGCCGAAUGAAACGAAUGAACGUCCUUUUGAAAAGGGGAAAACACAAAACAUACACUAAUUCUAUACAUUAAUUACAAACGUUCUUGAAAACAAACACUAAUUGAUUGUAUUCCUGCGUUGUUAUUGAUGCUCACUUAUCACUCCCACUCAGUAGCUUGUCACUAGCUCUCGCUUGUUGUUUUGCAAUUAUGUUGUCAAUUAUAUAA